GGGCUUCCUACACAGACGCCAAGUCGCGAACCAGUGCCAUGCGAGAUGGAGCCAUGGAGGACGCGGAGCAGUGGGAGGAUGUGAAAGAGAGGGGUGAGGCGAUGAGGAGGAUGAUGGCUGUGGCCGAAGAACAGGCGGUGGUGGAGCGGCGGUCGUCGGGGAAAGCGGUGGCGAUUGACCACCCUGAGGCUCAUCAGGAUGUGGCUCAUUAAUCCAUGAGAAAUCCUGAGCUGGCUGGUUAAGACAACUCCUCGCCAUUCAAAACUCAAAAGUGAAACCCCGCGCGCACGGGAUGCCUACGCUCUACUCCGCCGUGAAGAGGGGAAUCAAAUUGAGGCUGCCUCGCCCUUCCCUUGCCUCCCCAGCGACGAUUCCUCGCCGCGGUUGUCGCAGCAGCUGCGGCCCUCCCGGCGCCGCCGUCUCGCACAAGUCGCUCCUCCUCCGGCUGGAGUCGGGCCCAGUGCUCGCGGAGGUGCGGAGACUGCACGCCGCCCUACUGGUGCGCGGGUACCGUCGCAGCACUGCCCUCGCCGCGCAGCUGGUGCGCGCGUACGCCAGGCUGGGGGGUGCAGGGCUCGGCCACGCUCUGGGUGUGUUCGACGGAAUGCCUAGGAGGAACUCCUUCGCGUGGAACGCCGUUAUUAAGGGCCUCGUCGACGCCGGCAGGUUCUCAGAAGCGCUGGAGCGCUACUGGGACGUGGUCAGUGAUGGUUCGAUCGCUGCUGACUGUUUCAUGUACCCUCCUGUUCUAAAAGCGUGCGCGGCGCUUGGAGCUGUUCAGCAGGGGAGAAGGGUUCGAAAGAACAUUGAGACAGAAAUUGCCCGUGGCAGUGUGGUGCCCAAUUUGUUUGUGCAGUGCGCACUCGUGGACAUGUUUGCCAAGUGUAGGUGCUUGGGCGAAGCAAGGAGCGUGUUUGAGAGCAUGGGAGUAAGGGACUUGGCUGCAUGGACUGCGAUGAUCGGAGGGACUGUGCAUGGAGGGGACUGGUUCGAGGUGAUGGAUUUGUUCAAUCGCAUGAGGUCAGAAGGGUUUCUGCCUGAUUCUGUGAUUUUCGCCACUGUUAUUCCAGCAUGUGGUAGGGUGAAAGAGCUUAGGACUGGAAUGGCAUUGCAGGGCUGUGCAGUAAGAUGUGGAGCCGGCGAUGACAUUUGUGUUCGUAAUGCUUUAGUUGAUAUGUACUGCAAAUGUACUUGUCUGGAUGUGGCAGCUUCUCUGUUUUGGUCUAUUGAUUACAAGGAUGUAGUCUCUUGGAGCACCAUAAUCGCAGGGCAUUUACAAAAUAGAAUGUAUGCCUCAGGUAUCAAUUUGUUUACUGAAAUGGUUUCUUCAGGAGUAAAGCCUAACUCGACUACUCUGGCGACCAUACUUCCUAGUCUUUCAGAGCUUAAGUUAUCCAGGUAUGGAAAAGAAAUUCAUUGCUUCUCCGUAAGAAAUGGACUUGACCACAGUGAGUUUCUGGUGAGUGCAUUCAUUGACUUCUACAGUAAGCAAGGACUCAUUGGGGAAGCAGAAAUUAUAUUUAAGUUCACACCAAAGAAAGAUUUAGUCAUUUGGAAUUCAAUGGUUGGAGGAUAUGCUGUGAAUGAGGAUUCUAAGUCAGCAUUGCAUGCAUUAAGGGCACUACAGAAAGUGGGACUAAGACCUGAUCAUGUGACUGUUGUUUCAGUUCUUCCGCUAUGCAAUCAACACUCCAGGCUCCUUCAGGGUAAGGAACUACAUGCUUAUGCCAUCAGGCAUAACCUAAGUUUGGUUUGCUCAGUUAGUAAUGCACUUAUAGAUAUGUACUGCAAGUGUGGUUGCCUAGAAAUAGCCAGCAAUAUUCUUCUACUAAUGACAGAGCGCAAUGCUGUUACAUAUAACACUCUGAUUUCUUCUCUUGGAAAGCAUGGUCAUGAUGAUCAAGCAUUCAUUCUUUUUGACCUAAUGAAGAGAGAUGGAGUUGUUCCAGAUAAAGUGACUUUUGUAGCUCUGUUGUCAUGUUGUAGCCAUGCAGGCCUUAUUGAUAAGGGCUUGCACUUCUACGAUUCCAUGUUACGGGACUAUAAUCUCUCUCCAGAUAAGGAGCACUUUUCGUGCAUUGUUGACCUUUAUAGCAGAUCUGGGAAGCUUGAUGAUGCUUGGAGUUUUAUUGCAAAUUUACAAGAAGUGCCAGAAAUCGAUGUUCUUGGGUGUCUAUUGUCAGCGUGCAGAGAGCAUAAUAGAAUGGACAUUGCUGAGCUUGUCGCGGAAAGAAUAUUUGAACAAAACCCCAAUGAUCCUGGCUAUCAUAUUCUGUUGUCUAACAUCUACGCGAAUGCUGGAAUGUGGUCUGAUGUGACUAGGAUAAGAAAUAUGAUAGAAGAUAGGAGCUUGAAGAAGAGAACAGGAAAUAGCUUGAUUUGACCAUCAGCUUGUGGUUCCUCAUACAUAUUUGUAUCUAUUUUAUGAGAAAAAAGCGCAUGGAACAAAUAAGUGUACAACAACAACAACAACAACAUAGUCUUUUUUCCCAAGCAAGUUGGGGUAGGCUAGAGAUGAAACCCGAAAGAAAAAGUUCAAGGUUCAGGCACAUUGAUAACUAGUCUCCAAGCGCUCCUAUCCAAAGCUAUCUCUUUAGAGAUAUUCCAAUCCUUAAGGUCUCUCUUAACCAAAUAAGUGUAAAGGAGAUAAAAAAAAAUCUAUGACUGUCAUUUUCAAUGGCAACAUACAGAUCUCGCAAAAGUAGGCAUGGUCACUUAAUACCAUAUCCUGGAUACAUAAGGCAAGGUCAAUUGUAUUAUUGUAAAACUGUUGAUAAAGAACAACAGAGCAACAGCUACUGCAUCAACUCAUUUUUCAGAGGUCUUCUCUGGCGAAAUUUUUGUGUUUGUGGGCAUAGGCUGUCGCUGUACACUGCACUGAAGAAACAGAAGUAACCCACAUUUCCAGUUCUGUUCUGUUUGAAGUUUUUCAGUGAUCGUGAAAUAUAUACUUUUUUGCCAUGAUUCGCGGGGCUUAUUUGCUAAGCAGAUAGUUAGACUGCACAUAUCAGUGCAGUCUUUCUCUGUACUGGGUUUCAGCAUGACAAAGCUUUUGCUUUCUCAUGAAUCAGUUCACCUGUUGCUAUCAUAUACAACAAUGGUGUCUCCACCAACAGAUGCCAAAAGCAGAAAGAGUACCAAAAGCAGAAUCAGUAAAGCACCCGGAUUUCACUGGUGAUGCAUCAUAUGCAAUGCACAAGGGCAGUUAAUUAAUGAAGGUUCUGGGCCAACACAAUGGACUGGGCUCACUACAUGUCUUCGUCAGAUAGUGGAUAGCCUUCUUGUCCUACCGAGCGUUGCUGCUAUCUGAAGAUUGUUCGGAGGACAAUCACUUAUGGGGUCCAACUACAUAUUGCGGCCGUUGUCCAAUUCUGCUUCGCUGAAUCUAUGGGAUGGAGUAGAAUAACUUGCGAGCUUUAAGAAGGCAAAGCCCAAAGCCAACGGGCAUCCUUAUCCGAUCCAGGUCACCUCGAUUUGUCGACUCUUAUCAAAAGAGCUCCAAUGGCCGGUGUGAUAUGACUUGGACCACCUGCCAUCCUACACCGGUUCAGGGACAGCUUGGCUUUAUGGUCGCCUGCUAUCGCAAACUCCGGGAUGAUUUUCAGGCCAAGCCAAGUCGCACUGGAGUGGAGUACAUCUGCAAAUGUUGAACAUUGGAGUCUACUCUCUAAAGGCACAAACCGUCCAGAGUCAAGAUCCACAAGAACAUGCUGAAAGCCUCCGAGCAAACUCUAGGAUGGAAUAUUGAAAAGCCCGCCUGUUACGAUUCGGGCCGAACAUGACUGGUAGCAACGGAAGCAGGUUCCUUGUCAUGAAAAUCAUGAUUCGCUAGCAGAGAGGACUGGGGCGGACAGAUGUACAGGAGAGAGAUUAUCAAAGGCCGUGCAUGAUUGAUCGACGCGCGCGGGCCGUCCUAGAGACCGUCCCUACCUACUCCCUCCGUCCCUUUUUUUUUAAGUGUCGUUCUUGAUGUGUGUGCUAUAAAUUUAACUCAAUUUAUAGAAAAAACAUGCAAUAUUUGUAUUUUCAAAUAAAUUUGUUAAACAACUAGAUUAAAAUA
This is a messenger RNA of Panicum virgatum (switchgrass), 4060 nucleotides long. RefSeq names its product pentatricopeptide repeat-containing protein At4g33990-like. The coding region runs from base 293 to 2383 and encodes 696 amino acids. Gene Ontology annotation, molecular function: protein binding; RNA binding. The transcript is spliced from 5 exons. The record is from RefSeq and is a predicted model, not a curated record. Gene Ontology annotation, biological process: RNA modification. NCBI's taxonomy places the organism in Eukaryota, Viridiplantae, Streptophyta, Magnoliopsida, Poales, Poaceae.